Pelagomonas calceolata is the source of this 906-nucleotide messenger RNA. Lineage: Eukaryota; Pelagophyceae; Pelagomonadales; Pelagomonadaceae. The record is from the annotation of a GenBank genome assembly.
AUGCGACGGGUGGGUUUGGAAUAAUGAGGCUCGUCGUGUGCAGGCAAAGCAGGGAUAACCCGGUUAGCCGGCUCUCUCCGAUACGCUAAGCCGAGACGCGUUGUCUCUGUUUUAGACACGCAUCGACCACAUAAAUACCGAGGGCCCGAGAGAUCUGCGUCGCGAAGGCCGAGCGGGCGCGAAAACUACCGGUGGCACGCGUCGCACUUUCGGGAUCGGGAGGAGCGAGCUCGAGUCUUGGAGGCGUUUCGGGCCUUCCUAGCUGUUGGUUUUCAGUGUUUGAGGCGGGACGAGGCCCACAAGCCCCUGGAGACGCUCGACGCUUUACAGUACGCGGAAGAGAUAGAACGAGCCGAACACUGCGACUGGGCAACCCAGCUAGGUAAAAUUGAUGUUGACGUGGAACCUGCUGCUGAUGGCGCCUACGCCUGCACGGCGCGGUUCCGGCAGCGGACGGAGCCGCCGCCCGACUCGCCCGAAUCAAUGACGGACUGGACGCUGAAAGUUAAAUUAAGGGUCUGGGACGCGGCGCCCUUCCUGGGGGCGCCGCCGAAAAUGACGGCGCAAUUAGUUCAUUUACGUCAAACUAGGCUGAAGGCAUGUACGCCGCCGGAAACGCCAAGGACGCCCGGCACGAUCAAGACACGGAAAUCUAGGUUUCGGCUCUCGUGGCCGUCUUUUUUCAGACGGAAGCCUCAAAACCGGGACAGCGUGGACACCCGCUUCCGCCCCGGCGAGGAGGCCGUGUCGCCGAAGUCGCCCGCGCAGCAGAUGGUGCGGCGCGCGAGCUCCGGGCUCAGCUCCCUCGGCACGGCCGCUAGAACGUCGGCGGGGUCGUUCUCGAAGUUCCGCCGCGCCAUGUCAAUGCGGUCAACGGAGUCGCCACUCUCCGGCGGCGGCGAGUGA